This is a messenger RNA of Bacidia gigantensis, 2403 nucleotides long. RefSeq lists its product as uncharacterized. The transcript is spliced from 3 exons. The record is from RefSeq and is a predicted model, not a curated record. The coding region runs from base 1 to 2403 and encodes 800 amino acids. NCBI's taxonomy places the organism in Eukaryota, Fungi, Ascomycota, Lecanoromycetes, Lecanorales, Ramalinaceae.
AUGCCUCCAGGUGGAAAAAGGCCGGAGAGGCGGACGGGGAAAUCGAGGUUCAGACCUUCAGACGCCGGACUCACGGAUGUUGUCCCAAGCUUGGAGCGCACGCAGGAUAAUCUUGACUCCUUAUACCGUGGCUUGAUCCUCCCUCAAGCGACACAUAAGUACAUUCCUCUCGGUCCUCACGAGAUCCGUUUACUGCACCUAUUGCCAGCUGACAACAAGGGAGAUAUGCUUUAUGCCGAACUUAAGAAUGUCAGACUCGAUGAUACGCGACUCCAAUAUCUGGCACUCUCCUACACAUGGGGUUAUGAAGAGCCUACCCAAAGAAUGUGGAUUCGCAAACCCGAAUUACCGCUCCGGGCGCCAAGAACGCCGAUCGAUAGAUUCAUUAACCACGCCCGGGAAACGAUUAUGGAAAAGCAGAAGUUGAAGCCAAAUGCGACUUUCUACGUCAGACCAAAUUUGGGCGAAGCGUUGCGACAUCUGAGAAAUUAUUCUGGUGAGACCCGCGACCCGGCGGAGAGAGAACCACAAACAAUAGUCCUGUGGAUUGACUGGAUAUGUAUCAACCAGAACGAUGGAAAUGAGAAAAGUACACAAGUUAGAAUGAUGGCCGAUAUCUACAAGCGUGCAGCCGAUGUAUGCAUCUGGCUGGGAAAAGAGAGCGAAGAUAGCAGUAUCGGUCUCAAUUUCGUCAACAGAGUACCGCAACACGAACGUGAUGACAUGUUCUCUGCCAAAGACUCAACCCCUCAGCAGUGGGGUGCAUUCGUAGCCUUAAUGCGAAAGGAAUGGUUUCGCAGGCGCUGGGUAGUGCAAGAACUUGCACUUGCCAAGCAAGCGUACUUGAUGUGUGGUGAUGCUUCAGUCGAUUGGUUCGAUUAUUGUGCAGCCGUCGAAACCUUCUUUCGACAAUUUGAAACGAUUGCUGCCCUUUAUGGCGAUUCCCCAGACUUCAAGCAGCGGUUAGACGCGUUGGGUAACAUGAGAGCUGCUGGCGCUGCUAAAAUGAUAGCGGUAACUAACGAGUUUGUUAGAGGAUCUAAAGACCGCCUCAAAUCCUUGGAGGCGCUUGUGUCGGAGCUGACUAUGUUCGAGGCUGGAGAUCCUCGCGAUACAGUGUACGCUUUAGUAGCAUUAGCACGAGAUAUACGGCAUGAUUCGCAGCGCCCAAUGCCCGACUGGCAACUCAAUACUUCUCAGGUCAAUUUCGUCGUUGACUACAAGAAAAACAUAUUGCAGGUUUUCAAGGACUUCAUUGCCUUUUGUAUUAUUGGGUCGGCACGUUUAGACAUCAUCUGCCGAAAGUGGGCACCAAACCGCAAUAGAAAGCAUCUGACAGUCAAAGAACGUCUUAAAUACCGUGGCCGUCCGCCCCCAGUGCAGGAGGUCAAGCUUCCGUCGUGGAUCGGUCUUUUACAAGAUUCAGCGUUUGGACAUCCGCGCUCAGGGCCGCCCCUACGUGUUGGAGGCAAUAGUCUAGUGGACACUAACCAAAGAUAUAAUGCGUGUGGAGGAAGUCGAGCAGAGAUAUCGUUCGGGGAAGUAGACGCAAUCCAGCCUCAAGAUGAAGCGUCUCUUGAUCUAAGAAAGCGCAGUCUUCCAGAAAACCCUUCCACCCACAAAGUAAGUGCGAGAGAAACCUUGAGCACGAGCAGUCGCCGUGCAUCAGAUGGAACAAUCUAUGUUCGCGGCUUUAGGAUCCGUGCUAUUACGAAAAUCACGCACCGUCUGUACGAGGGCAUGAUCCCGAGCGAAUGCCUAAUCAUGGGAGGGUGUAAAGACGAGAUUGAUGAUGACGAUGAGGAAGUCACCUCCAUCCCCGAAGAACUCUGGCGAACGCUUGUUGCAAAUAAGACGCCUGAAGGUGAUCCACCUCCUCGGUCGUACUUAGAUGCCUUGAGCUUGGCCAUGGAACGGCGGAAUCCGAAUGGCGACAUUCAUACAGCGGAGCUGAUCCGCCAAGGCAAGCCGCCAUGGAUGGUCGAAUUUUUGACGCGAGUACAAGAGGUCAUAUGGGAUAAACGCUUUUUCCUGCUUGAGGAUACUGGCGAUUUAUCCUACUGUUUCGGUAUUGGUCCCUCUGGAGCCCAAAUUGGCGACUUUGUAUGCGUUCUGCUCGGCUGUAGCGUGCCCGUUAUUCUUAGUCCGGUCAAUGCUAACGAUUCACGAUACGGCUAUAAACUUGUGGGAGAGGCUUAUCUUCACGGCAUGAUGGAUGCCAUCGCAGAUUGGUCCGCCACUGCUGUACAACCUGAAAUUAAGAGAGACAAAGACUUUUUAGGCAAUCAAUACACUACGGAGAGAUCCGUCCGCUCCCCGGGGUCGCCCGGUAACCGGAACCCUAAAUAUCGACCCGAAGAUCCAGGGGCGAGGGGGGUUCAAAGUAAUCUCGAUUACAAGUAG